This is a messenger RNA of Ruditapes philippinarum (Manila clam), 900 nucleotides long. RefSeq lists its product as uncharacterized. Gene Ontology annotation, biological process: regulation of DNA-templated transcription. The transcript has 3 exons. Bases 103 to 846 code for a protein of 247 amino acids. Gene Ontology annotation, cellular component: nucleus. Gene Ontology annotation, molecular function: DNA-binding transcription factor activity. Lineage: Eukaryota; Metazoa; Mollusca; Bivalvia; Venerida; Veneridae. The record is from RefSeq and is a predicted model, not a curated record.
UCACGAGACUCGUGUUUGCAUAAUGAUCAUAACAAAAACAAAUGUGAACUUGUAAGCAGGAUGGUCUGAAAUCUGUUACAAAAGAUCAAUUUUCCUUGACUUAUGAGUAAUUUAGAAGAAAAAGAAAGUAAACUACAAAUUGUGGAAUCUCAAGAGGAAGCGGAUAUAAAAGAGGAGCCUGGUACUAGUGGAAUGUCUGGUGAUCGACCUCAGAAGCGUGCAGGCCGUAGACCAGGUCGUCGUAGCUCCAAGAUGGAUGUUAGGGCCAAACUUGAACGAAGCAGACAAAGUGCACGAGAGUGUCGUGCGCGGAAGAAAUUACGGUAUCAGUACCUAGAAGACCUUGUCGCAAACAGAGAAAAGGCAGUUUUUGCCUUAAGGGAUGAGCUGGAAAUGUACAAGCAAUGGUGUAUACAGAUAGAUUCAGGGCUGAUGCCCAUGUCCCUACUCAGCAUAACAGAUAAUGGUAACAAAGAGCUGGGGCCAGGUGCGAAGAAAAGGCAACGGAUUGAUAAAACAUUCGAAAAUAGUGACAUCAUAACUUCGAUGACAUCAUCAAAUGCCAGUUCUAUCAUGAAAUCACAAUCUGCCAGUAUCAGCUUGGAACCAGAAGCUAUAAAUAGAUACAAGGGGAGUAACUCCAGUGCUAGUUUGUUUUCAAAGGGAGACAAUCUGUUUGAUCAUUCUAAAGAUUCAGCAGCAGAAGGCACUGAAUCUGACAUGGAUGAUCUUGAAUGGAGGCUAGAUGGUGAUAUCAUCAGCAUUGUACCAAAAUCAUUUAAAAAUCCAGUGUUAAAGGGAAGUAACUCUGUACUACCAACAAUUGUUGAAGAGGCAGAAACUUGACAUUUCUAGAGAAUAGAAAAUUUUGAAUUUUACAAAUGAAUGGAUGAUGUUAAA